This is a messenger RNA of Pipra filicauda (Wire-tailed manakin), 3646 nucleotides long. RefSeq names its product TOR signaling pathway regulator (gene TIPRL). The transcript has 7 exons. Gene Ontology annotation, cellular component: cytosol. The record is from RefSeq and is a predicted model, not a curated record. Gene Ontology annotation, biological process: TOR signaling. NCBI's taxonomy places the organism in Eukaryota, Metazoa, Chordata, Aves, Passeriformes, Pipridae. Bases 94 to 918 code for a protein of 274 amino acids.
AGCGCUGUGCGGUGUGGGGAGGAGAGGAGCUCCGCCGCCUCUGCCGCCCGUUCUGGCUCCUUUUGCCUUCUCCUCGGCGGAGAGGAGUCCGCCAUGCACCCGGUUUUCCAGAGCAGCCGGCGCGACUUCACCUUCGGGCCGUGGAAGCUGAGCGCCGCCCGCACGCACAUCAUGAAGUCGGCGCAGGCCGAGAGAUUGGCCGAUGAAUUACACAUGCCUUCCCUGCCAGAAAUGAUGUUUGGAGACAAUAUCCUAAGAAUACAGCAUGAUCAUGGUUUUGGAAUUGAGUUCAAUGCUACAGAUGCUUUAAAAUGUGUCAAUAAUUGUCAAGGUAUGAUCAAAGUCGCUUGUGCAGAGGAGUGGCAAGAGAGCAGGAGUGAGACUGAGCACACUAAGGAAGUUGUCAAGCCGUAUGACUGGACUUACACAACAGACUACAAAGGGACGUUGCUGGGAGAUACUGCAACAUUAAAGGUUGUUCCUACAACAGAACACAUAAAUACAGAGAAAUUGAAAGCCAGGGAACAAAUUAUGUUUUUUGAAGAAGUACUUCUGUUUGAAGACGAGCUUCAUGAUCAUGGAGUAUCAAGUUUGAGUGUAAAAGUAAGAGUUAUGCCUUCCAGCUUUUUUGUGCUGUUGAGGUUUUUCUUGCGAGUUGAUGGGGUACUUAUCAGGAUGAAUGAUACGAGGCUUCAUCAUGAGGCUGACAAGACCUACAUGUUGCGAGAAUACACAUCCAGAGAAAGCAAAAUAUCAAGUUUAAAGCACGUUCCACCUUCCCUGUUCACAGAACCUAACGAGAUCUCUCAGUAUCUACCCAUAAAGGAGACAAUCUGUGAAAAAUUAGAAUUCCCAGAGAAGCUGGAGCCUAAACCAGAAGAAUCACUGGAAACCAUGUGUGUUAAGUCUAAUAAAUAAAUGUGACUUUAUAUGGACUUGAAGUAGACUGGAGAUGAUGUGAUCACGUAUUCGUUGCCAUGGGGGGUAUUUCACUAAUAGUGGAAUGAAGAAUUUGGCUAAUUUUUCUGUAGCCUUAAGAGAAAACAUUUCAAGCAGGUUUUGCUAAUGGUGUUUUUUGGUUGUUUUUUUUUAACCUGUAUCUGGAAUUGAUGAUAAGCUGGUGGUGAGUGAUAAUUUUCAAUGGCACUGGAGAAAUGACUAUUAAGAGUCUGGGUUCUGUUUAGUUCACCAAGUAGGCAGGAGUAUUUUCUGGACCCUCCACCACUAACACUUUUAUGAAGAUUUUGUUAUUGCUGCUUCAGAUAUUAAGAGAUUACUGGCAUUGUAAAGUUGGCAUGAUUUAUUUUUAUUGAGAAAUCAUCCACAGUAAAAAGAAAAAGAAAAAAACUCAUCUGCAUUUAUUUUGAUCUGACAGUCCUAAACUACACAUUUUGCUUGGCUUCCCCUACUGUGAGCUGAUAACCAACUGUUACUCUCUGAUCCAGAGUCUCACCUAAGAAUAUGCAUUUCAUCUGAGGAUAGGUUUAGGGAUGGGGGGAAAAAAUGGAUUUGUUUGACACUAUAUAAAGGUAAAAUGACUUUCUUUGUAAAGCAGUUAAUUCUGAUGUCAGACAGAUUUCUCUAGACAGUUCUGGAGACUCUCAGUUGGGGUCUGGAUGCUGCUCCAGUCACAUACAAUAUUGGACAUGCAUUGUUCUGCACUGACCAUUUGUUGGAUGCACUGAAUGGUGCCUACAUGUGAUGGUUAUACUGCCCUGAAAGUCAAAUUGCCAAAUUGCAGCGUGGGUUGAGGCUGCGGAAGACAGGGGUGUUUAAUCUGUAAUCCCUAAAGGAUGCUGUAUUUGGAGUUUGACAAAUGAGAUCCUGUAUGGCCUUAAAAGGAUGCUAAUGUGUUCCAGAUACGUAAUUUUGGUUUAUUAUAAAAUUCUUUAAGUUUUAAUAUUAAUAGCAUUGUGAUCACUUGUAUAGUAUGGUUUUAACACUUUGUAGAUUAAACUUAAAUAUUUGUGUUGCUUUUGGAAAUCCUACAGUCUGUUAAUGGUUUGGCCUAAGAAUGGGGCAGCUGAGCAGGCUUGUCUCAGUGUACUGCUGACUCUCAGUGCAAGAAGCAAGUCACUGCAGUGAAAAGCAGGCUGUGGUUUAAGGUGAUUACAGAUGAGUAUGCAUUCUGAUGUCUUGGGGGUUUAGUUUAAAAAUGUUCGUAUUUUACACUGCAUGACUUAAUGGAAACAACUCACCUCAAAACCUGGUAUUUAAGCAGAUCUUCAGAGAAAUGGUUUUCAUGUAGAGAAGACCCUGAGGUUUUUAGGAAAGAAACCCCAGUCUACUGCCAUGUAAGGGACUGUUUUCUUGGUGUCCUGUGUCACUGAUUUACUCCAACUACGGGGAAGACACUUCUCUGUGCCUCCGUUCCCUGUAUGUAAAAAUGAGAGUUAAUAUAUGCCUACCUCACAGAGAGUCUGUGGGGAUUAGUUUGUAAAAAGUUAUCGAUUAGAAUUUAUUUUUUUUUCUGAAUACACCUUCAGCCUUAUCUUUGGAAUCCUUUGGAAAGGAUUACUGCAAAAUAUCUUAUGAUCCAUAGGAUAAAAUGAGUGAAGAAAACUGAAAUUAAACAGUCUCUGAAAGAAAUUGUCAUCCAGACAUGGUCUGUGUGACUGAAUUUAUGGCCACUUUGAAAUAGAGGUGAGAUCCUCUAUAUUCCCUAUUACAGUCCUAUAUUCUGUUGGCGUUUUUUCAUCUUCCAGCAUUGUUUCCUAAAGAUUCUGAUGUCAGGGUAAAGAAGGGGGCUGCAAAUAAAUGCAGCAUGGAAGUGAUUAAAAUUCAUUUGCUAAUAGAAGAUGAUUUGGGUCCGCUCCAGUGAUAGAGGAGUACGGGGAGAGAGUGAAAAGGAAGGGAACAGCAAAUGGGGGUGAAGAGGUAUUUUUCUAGUAGAAGUAAAUCAUGGCACUUCUUUUACUCUAAGCAUAUAUUAUUUUACAUGCCUUAAAGCUUAUAAAAACACACUUUAAAGCUGGUAAUGACUGAGAGCAGAGCUCAUGUAGUGCUAGCAUGAAGGAAACUAUAUCUGCAUUAAUUAAUUAAAACUGUGAUUCAGGUUUGGUCAGUGAUGCUAAUGUAAGCUCCGUUGGGCUAAAACGUGUUGGGGGGAAAACCCACAGAGCGGACAGCAAGCACUGAAAAGGGCACUCUGCAUGUUUAGCUUAUACUGUGUAUUUUAUCUUGUCCAUCAUACACUCUAAUCUGUGACGUUUUGAUACAGUUUUAUUGAAUGGGUUUGUAUCCUGACUAUGUAGAUAUGUGAUAUCCAUCUAUUUUGGGUGCAUUUAAGUGGAACCACACGUAUUGGGGAAAUUACAGGAACAUGUUUAGGAAGUUACAGUUACUACAAGUUCAAAAUUGGAGCACUUUGUGACUUUCUUAUGCCACACAGAUUACCAAGAAGCAGCGGCAUAAGCUGGUGUACCGUGAGCCUGCUGGCACAAAAUUUCCACAGAAAAGUACCACUUUGGAGGGUACCACUUUUAGGGGGAGGGAGCAGGGGGGGAUUCUCCAGCUGUUUUGUGGCGAGUCUAAUGUGGCAGUUUAUAUUGUUUCUUGUAUGUUGCGAACUAAAAUGUACCAAAUGUUUUAUAGUUUUGUUUUUAACUGAGCAAAAUAAACUGAAAUAACCGCUUGUGAUGCUGAA